Tigriopus californicus is the source of this 1488-nucleotide messenger RNA. RefSeq names its product pre-B-cell leukemia transcription factor 1-like. The transcript has 2 exons. Gene Ontology annotation, molecular function: DNA-binding transcription factor activity, RNA polymerase II-specific; RNA polymerase II cis-regulatory region sequence-specific DNA binding. Gene Ontology annotation, biological process: animal organ morphogenesis; brain development; neuron development. Lineage: Eukaryota; Metazoa; Arthropoda; Copepoda; Harpacticoida; Harpacticidae. Gene Ontology annotation, cellular component: nucleus. The record is from RefSeq and is a predicted model, not a curated record. Bases 7 to 1068 code for a protein of 353 amino acids.
UGGAACAUGGAUCCCUACGGGUAUGGGCCACGCUUGGACCCGGAUCCGAAGUCAAUGGGAGGCGUGCCGUCAUCGAGUCAGAGUGAUAUCAACCAGCUUUUGGAUCAAAUCUUGUGCAUCACGGACCAAACGCUGGACGAGGCUCAAGUCAGGAAGCACACGCUCAAUUGCCAUCGGAUGAAACCAGCCUUGUUCGAGGUCCUUUGUCAGAUCAAGGAGAAGACGGUCCUCAGUCAACGUCAUGGGGAACAAGAAGACGUGCCCGAUCCACAAUUGGCCAGACUGGAUAAUAUGCUGGUGGCCGAGGGUGUGGCUGGACCUGAAAAGGGAAGAGGAGACCAAGCAGCGAGUACAGCUGCUGCAGCAUCUGCAUCUGGUCAACCUGAAACCACCGUUGAACAUGUCGACUACAAGAAUAAACUGUCCGAGAUCCGUUCAAUCUACCAUCUCGAAUUUGAAAAAUACGAACAAGCCUGCAAUGAAUUCACUACGCAUGUCAUGAAUCUUCUUCGCGAGCAAUCCAGGACACGCCCAAUCACCGCCAAAGAAAUUGAGCGCAUGGUACGCAUUGUCCAUCAAAAAUUCCUUUCCAUCCAGGGCCAAUUGAAGCAGAGCACUUGUGAAGCCAUCAUGAUACUUCGCUCUAGAUUCUUGGAUACCCGCCGAAAGCGACGAAACUUCAGCAAAAAAGCCACCGAAGUCCUCAACGAGUACUUCUACAGCCAUCUGGCCAAUCCUUAUCCAAGUGAGGAGGCCAAAGAAGAACUAGCUCGCAAGUGCAACAUCACUGUGUCGCAAGUGUCUAAUUGGUUCGGGAACAAACGCAUUCGGUACAAGAAGAACAUCUCCAAGGCCCAAGAAGAGGCUAAUGGUUAUACUGGUAAGCCUACCAUGCAAUCUCAACACCUCGAGGAUUAUGGACUGAUGUUACCCCCGCCUUCUGAAUGGAAUGACUUUCAUCACACACCCUCGCCACACCUCCACUCUCCCGAUCAUUGGCCUGCCGAGCAUCACCAAAUCGAUCCGGGACUUCGCGAUGAUAAGGAUGGACGGUCACUUACUCGUUAGAAAGAGGGACUAAUUUGCAAAGGAGUCUCCGAGGUUUUGUGAGUGUUCAUUUGAAGCUUGCGACAUGAGUUGUCGAAAUUCAAAUGUGCGCUCACGAAACCUCGAGCAUUGGGCCCGGUUUGCAAUGAGAGACUGGAUGAAAAGAGGGAUUAGAGAAAGGCCAGGGAAGCCCCUGUGGAUUUGCAUACAUGUCACUCAAAGUCUUUGACGAUGAUUCAUAACGACAGGUCUCCUUGCUGAGAUGAUGUAAGGGUGGAAUGUUCUCAACUUAUAACACUUCUAGAUUUUAAAAAAGUGAUAUUGGACCAGCACUAUACUCUUAAUCACACAUACGUACACGAACCAGUAAUUGUCACCCAUCCAUGUUUAGCCUUCAAGCUAGAAUGCAUUGCAAAUAAAUUGGAAAUGAAUCCGGAAUCA